AAAAGUAAUAAAUUUAGUCAAAAGGUCACAAGUACAAAUAUGGCUAAAACUUUAGAUUCAAAUAUAUUUUAAAGUGCAACGCCGCUUCAGCAGGAGAUAAAAAUAACAAUUAGCAUGUAAAGCUGAAACAGGGUGAUAGUCAUGAGGCUGGGGACUCUUUAGGAGUAUAGCUGUUAAUAACAUCAGUGAAGCUUACAUUACUGAAAAGUGGUUUUAUCAACGACUCUCUAGAAUUUCCAGUUACUUUUUCGCAUCGAUAACACUGUACCGGUCCUAUACAUUUUACAUAUUACCCGCCCAUUCAUAUGUUAUGUAUUUUAAUCUUCAAGUGAGUUCGUUAUGACGUGAUCGAUAGUAGUCAAUAUGAAGAAGUUGUUUUUAUUUUCGCUGCUAUGUUAUUUAACAAAGGCUGAAUAUAAUGUUAAGUGUAGUGAUAAUUUACAUAGUGGCUUAACUUUCGAAGCUACGAACGAUGGUGUGGAGGGACGAUACAGGGUGGAGUGGUGUACGAUGGCUGAUAAAAAUGUUACCAACUGGGAGCUGGUUAUGCGAUAUUAUGACACUCUGUCUCCCAGUCGUUGCGAGAAAUACAGUGUUGACAUCCCACUUGGAUUAUUACAUUCUCGUUUUAAUGAGAUUGUUCACGUUAAUUUAAAUUGCACUAAUGUAUGCUUCUCCACGAACUUGGACUUAAUAUUCAAUAGCACAUGCUAUCACAUCAAGACAGUGCUCCACCGAGGGACCACAAGCUCCAGUCCUCAUGAUUCUUUACAUUAUGUUAAUAACCCAUAUCCAAAAGAACAUUUCACUAAAAGCAUGGCUCUGGUUAGAACACACAGUACAUAUGAGGAGCUCAUCAUGCACUGGUAUCUGGGCUUUGUGCCGGCCACUGAUUACACAAUGAACCUUUGCACAGCAGACUUCCAGUGGUGCGUGGACGUCGGCGGCAACUGCAGCACGCUGGGCGAGUGCCGCUGCGAGGUGCGCUGCGUGCUGCGCGUGCCCGACGGCUGCUACAGCGCGCGCCUCAAGCAGCUGGCGCCGUGGACGGAGGCGCUGCGGCUGUUCGGCUCGCAGGCGCUGACCGAGCACCCCGUGUGCCACUACAACCCGCCCCCGACGCCGGCCGACGUGUCGCGCGCCGCGCUGUGGUGGCUGUGCGCGGGCGCGGCGCUGGCGGCGCUGGCGCUGGCGCUGCUGCUGCGCGCGCACCGCGCCCGCCUCGCCGCCGCGCUGCGGGCGCGCGUGCUGCGCCACUGGCUCGACAGGACGGAGGCGGAGGCGGCGAAGCCGAUCAACGGCAGCGAGGCGGACGAGCGGCGCGUGCUGCUGCUGUACGCGCGCGACUGCCCGGCGCUGGCGCGCGUGGCGGGCGCGCUGCGGCGCCUGCUGGGCGCGGCGGGCUGCGCCGUGCUGGACCCGUACAGCGCCGCCGCCGCGCGCGCCGCCGCCCGCGCGCCCGCCGCGUGGCUGCAGCGCGCGCUGGCGGCGGACGGCGCGCGCGUCGUGCUGCUGCAGUCGGCCGGCGCCGCCGCCGCCGCGCGCGCGCCGCUCGUGCACGCGCGCGCGCCGCACGCCGCCGACGCGCUGCUGGCGCUGGCGCUGCGCCGCCUGGCCGAGACGGGGCACGUGGGCCUGCCCUACCGGAAGUACUUCGUGGCCGAGGUGGCGGGGCUGGAGGCCGACGUGUUGCCGCACCUCACGCGGCUGCGGCGCUACUCGCUGCCGGCCGCCGCCGAGCUGCUGCUGCGCGACGUGGCCGGCCCGGACGCGCCGGCCGUUCCGGUCGCGCCGGAAGUGCUGGCCGAGCUGUCGCAGGCGACGGACGAGCUGCUGCAGUUCGUCCGCGAGAACCCCGACUACAUGUCCGACAUGAUCCACAUCUGCUGACCGCCCGGUGGCAUCUCGUCGAUACGGCGACUUAUUUAUUAUUAACUUCAAUUCAUUUUAAUACUGUAAAGAGUGACCCACUGUGUCAACGAGUGUCGGAAUUGUGUCGGUACAAUCAAAUUAUUUUAAACUUCAAGAACACAAAUGUUAUAAAAUACAAAAUUUAUCAUCGAACUCUACGUUUCAGUGGAGUUGAGUAGUUUAUAGCUUUUUUUAAUUUGCAGUCAAGUGAUUUUUUACUAAAGUAUUUACGCGUCAAUUCAUAACAUCACUUAAUACUAAUAACGAAAAUGUUCAUUAAUUUACGUCAUAUUCAAAACACACUUGAAGUAUAUCUACCGGGCGGCACGGUGCACGGCACGGUGCACGGCACGGUGCACGGCACGGUGUACGGCACGGUGCUUGUAUGAAAUGUACUUAAAGAAUAAAACUUACACUGGCGUCAGAAUAUUUGAAUAUUAAUAACGUAGAUAUGCAAAAAGUAUAGAAGUUCAGAAAGUAUCAUCAUAUUAUAAUCAAUGCGAUGAAUAUGUAUUUUAAAAUUUAAAUUAUGACUAAAAAAGUGAUUGAUGAUACACACCGUACCGGUACAAGUCGGCACUAUUUCCGUGUCGCGCCGCUCAAACGCGCGCAGCGGUAAAAUUCGAUGAGUUCGCUGUGUGGGCUCCUGCGACACCCACGAGAUCAGCCGCCUGCGUCAUGCAUUCGACAAAACGUAUACGUUUGUACGGUGACGUAGUCGGGAAAAGGUAAAUAAACAAGUUUGACCUUGACAUGGCACGAGAGCUUAACUGGCGGCGGGAAAUUACUGAACGGUUCUGAACACACGAUUUCAUUUAUUAUUGUCCUACAAUUUACAAAGAAACUUAAGAACACCGAGUUAUAUUAUUCGAUUAUAUCAUAUCAGGAUAGCGAUGGCGGCGAUUCAAUAAAAAUUGAAAACAAAGGUAGUUUGGGUUUUUAUAAUAUCUGAUAUUCGUUAACUUUUAUCAUAACCAAUAUUUUGUAAAUAUUUAAUAUUAUGAAAGAAAUAAACGAAGAAGGAUAUCAAGUACAUAGAAACUCAAUUUAACGAUAUAUUAAUAAUAACAGUUGAGUCGUUCGCGUUGCCUCGGUGGCGACGAUUCGUGUGAAACGUGGCCAUAUAUACACUCAAGGCGUUCGUAGGACAUCAUAUAACAAAUUUCCGAUUACCUUUUUCCGACUUUAAAUACAAUUCUUAUUUAUAUAAGUUGUACUUUUGGACAUUUUUGUAGGCAAAUGUUACAUUAUAAUGUCUAGAAAUGGGCGUAUCGUUUGCUUAUUAUUGAUAUUUUUUUGUUUAUGCGGAACGAGAUAAAAAAUGUGCCUUAAUGGGAAUUGGCUGCGUCCUAAACUAUAUGCGUGUAGGUAUUCACUCUUGUUAUAAUAGUUUAAUGUGCGAGCUUACUGCACUGAAAUAUUUAUUAAUUUAAUUGUAAUUCCUCUAUCGGUGGCAGCCUCGCCGACAUGUUGACCCUUAGUGCUGCCUAUUGUUAGUUGAUGAUUUAGAUUUUUAAAUGUCAUAUAUGAAAUGAUAAGUGUUGAUACCAAAUCUAUGAUAGCGGAGAUUUAAUUUCCGGCGAACGCAUUUUAACGUCACGCCACACGCCGCAUCACAGAAUUCGGAAAUGACAAUUGCAAUGUUGACGUCGAGUGUCGUGAUUGGAACGGAGACGUUCGCUGUUCUAGUCUAAUGUUUGUUACAUGCGGUACAUAAGGGGAAGACGUGACGGGCGAGCCCUAUUGUUUCGCAAGUUUUAUUAAUUAUAUUAUUUUUUCUACAUUUUAAAUGAGUACUUUGAUUCUUGUGCGAGCGGUUUAAUUUUCUUUUUUUUUUAUUUUAUAAAUAAAUAAAGCAAGUUUUCUGCUAAAUUUUAUUUUAACAUCGAAUGUCGCUGUCUGACAUGCAGCUGACAUAAUAUAUAUAUAAAUGUAUAUUUAAAAAAAAUAGCACAGGAAGUAAGUACCGUAUAUAUUAACUAAAAAAGUUACAAUACAAUUGUACAUUGGACGUAUUGUUGUUAUUAAUUCGUAUAAAAUUUAUUUGAUCUGAAUAUACACAUAAAACAUUAAAUGCGAUUGAAUACUUGAAAACCGUCGCGUAGUAUAACAUUGUGACUGUUUUCAAAUCAACGGAUAGGAUAUGGUAUCAGUCAGAUCACAGUGAGCGGCCGAGACGACGCGAAGGUAUGUGUGAUAUAUGUAUAUAUAGAGUAAAUUUAAAAAACAAAACCAAAAAGCCUCAAUGCUGCAGCGAGACGAGUCGCGUCGUGUCACGGUGACCAGCUACGUAACUAGAGAGAUAAUUAUUUAGUGUUAUUGUAUCGGUCAAGGAAGGAAACGAAUGUCUUCCAUUUAUAUAACGUUAUUAGAUAUCUUUUUAUACAAAAUAUAUUUAUUAAACAUUUUAAAAUGAUGUAGGUCACUGGGGCGAGCUGUGUUAUGUAGAAAAAAUUAACUGAAAAUAUAUUAGUUUUAAUAUUUUCAUGCAUUUAACGAAUUUAUCGCGUCGUGAUAAGUACAGGGUCAACAACGAAUUUUGUUUACAUUCGAGUUAUCUUAAGAUUGCAUUGGGUCUACUCGGCGUCAAUGGAAUUGAGCUCUUAUAGUGUACGCAAUAAGACCCACUGACGUGCCUCUGUGUGUACAGCUGAACUGAUACUGGCUGUUAUCGGUCACGGUGUGUGAUAAAUGUUUUUAUAACAAAAAUAUUAAAUCUUAAGAUUGUAUUCAUAUCGUCGCGAUAAUUAACUGACAAACUAAAAUAAUCGCCUUUUAUACAAUCUUUUUUAAAUUUGUGAACUGUGACCGUAUUUUCUUGAUACGUGUAUGAAGUAUAUUGAACAAAAUAAACCCUACCGUAUUAAGUUCCAUUUAAGGCAUUAAUUGCUAAACAUAUACAUGCAAUUAUAUUUUAAGGAAAUAAUUAUUAAUUUAAGGGAAUUAUUAUUAUUAUUAUUAUUAUAAGAUGUAUGUCAAUGAAAAAUGUAUGUUAAAAGAUGUAUGUUCACGCUAGCAAGUUUCUGUAUUACAACGUUAAUCUGUAGACUGUGAACUUGUUCAAAAUCUCAUGUUACGUGAACAGUACUGUGUAGCAAUAAUCGUUGAUUGUAUUUGUAAAUAAGUUGACACGUGUUGUGAAUAACUUUAAGCCAAAGUUUAAAAUCACAGCAAUUAUAGUCUGUUCUUGUUUAACAUAAUAUAGUAUAAUAUAUUUUUAAAUUAUUGAAUAAGUAUAAAGUAGGGUAUCCAUCAAGUAGCUUUGACGCGCGACUUUUUUAAAGGACAUGUUUAAACAGGAUAAACGUAUAUAAUAUCACGGGACUAUUCUUGUAAACUCGAUUCAAUUAAAAGCUAUAAUCCUUAACAUUGUUGUAGCUCACGCCGUCCGAAAAUAUAUAUAAAUACUGGAUCAGUAUCCCGUGUGCAAUAGUAUUUUGCAGUUUUAAAUACAUUCUGUAUAUAUUGUAAUGAAAUACCUCAAAGUAAUAAAAUUGUUGAACUAAUGUCUAUCAACGACUACCUUGAUAAAUGUGCACUAAUCCUAGCUGUAUAAUAUGUUUUUGUAUUUUCUAAUGAAGUUUUCAAGUCAUUUUUGUUGUAAGUAUGCUUAUAAUAUAUUAAUUUUGUUAGUUGUUUAUUAAUAGUAAAUAAAAAUAAAUAUUUUGUCGAGAUACGGGAUUUGUCACUGUGAUAGAGAUUCUCCUAAAAAUGUCUACAUAAUCUGUUCGCUAUGGAAACUCUAGAGAUAGAUUGAACUUGUUGCUUUAAUAAAUUAAUUAAAAAAAAAUACUAACGCAACAGUUUCAAAACGUCUCAAAUGUAAGUUAGUGUUACGAUAUACGUUUGUUAUUAAAUAUAUUGCAAUAAUCUCAA
This is a messenger RNA of Nymphalis io (European peacock), 5787 nucleotides long. RefSeq lists its product as uncharacterized. The transcript has 6 exons. The record is from RefSeq and is a predicted model, not a curated record. The coding region runs from base 364 to 1890 and encodes 508 amino acids. NCBI's taxonomy places the organism in Eukaryota, Metazoa, Arthropoda, Insecta, Lepidoptera, Nymphalidae.